This is a messenger RNA of Planococcus citri (citrus mealybug), 1190 nucleotides long. Its product is annotated as dehydrogenase/reductase SDR family member 11-like. The record is from RefSeq and is a predicted model, not a curated record. Gene Ontology annotation, cellular component: cytosol. Bases 69 to 884 code for a protein of 271 amino acids. Gene Ontology annotation, molecular function: oxidoreductase activity. The transcript has 6 exons. Lineage: Eukaryota; Metazoa; Arthropoda; Insecta; Hemiptera; Pseudococcidae.
GUCUCCAUUUUUCUUUUCGUUUCUUCCAUCGAAUUUAAGCAGACAUUAUUUUUUUUUAGGGCAAAAAAAUGGAUAAAUGGCGUGGAAAAACUGCAAUAAUUACUGGUGCAAAUUCUGGAAUCGGAGCUACAAUCACGAGGAAUUUUUUGCAAAACGGUAUCAACGUAAUUGCUUGGGAUAAAGAAGUCGAAUUCCUUCAAGAACUUAAAGAGGAAAAAUAUGGCGGUGACAGUUUGACAAUUUUACAAACGGAUAUCACUGAGGAUGAUCAAGUACAAAGUUCUAUCGAUACCAUGGCUGAAAACAACACUGAUAUACAUCUUUUCAUUCAUUCGGCUGGAAUUAUUGAAAAUAAUUCGUUAAUUGAUGGCGAAUUUUCCGAGUGGACCGAUGUUCUUAAUACUAAUUUAUUAGGAACAUGCGUUUGCGUAAAAGCUGUUGUUAAUUUAAUGUUACAACAAAAUAUUAAAAAUGGUCAAGUGAUUUUGAUCACGAGUAAAAGUGGCGUUGAAGAGCAUAUAGGUCAAAGAGGUCAUUACUACGCUGCUAUUGAUAGAGGAAUAAUGGCUGCUGCUCAAGGUCUACGAUACGAAUUAAAAGACCGGAAAAGUCCAAUCAAAGUUACCACGCUUAAUGCUGGUCUUGUUCGAACUAAUUUAUUCAAAAGUGAUAUAGCAAAAGCGUUCUUGAACAUGGUUGUACCGUUGACAACAGACGAUGUGAUGGAGGGUAUUGAAUACAUCUUGAAUUCCCCUAGUAAUGUUCAGAUCAAUCGGUUAGUCAUCGCUGGACGAGGUUUCAUUAAACAGCAUCUGUUCCAAACUCCUGGUGAUAAGAUACACGAACGAUUAGCCAGGAUAAUAAAGCGAAGACAAUUAAAUUGAAAUUUUCAUCAGACAAUCAAAUUUUUUCAUUUCUAUACCUAUAGCCGUUUGGAACUUUUCGGUGAAUUCAUAUACCUAUACCUUCAACAGUUCAACUGCAAGCAGAAUAACAUCCUAAAAUUUAGAAUAAACUAUAAUUAGAAAACCAUAAGCGAGAUGUAAUCGAAUUUUUAAAUUAAUAAGUAAACAAAUAAAAUAAUACAAUGCAAGCUAGGUAUCUAUCUAAACGAUAGAUAAGGCGUUGUAUUGAAAUACAAUAAUAAUUAUAGGUAUUUACUCUGAAUAUAAUUUUUCAGCGUUCAUAAA